Molecule: messenger RNA, 765 nt
Organism: Glycine soja
Lineage: Eukaryota; Viridiplantae; Streptophyta; Magnoliopsida; Fabales; Fabaceae
Product: 50S ribosomal protein L30-like
Exons: 3
Coding region: 167-490 (107 amino acids)
Biological process (GO): translation
Cellular component (GO): large ribosomal subunit; mitochondrion
Molecular function (GO): structural constituent of ribosome
Source: RefSeq, a predicted model, not a curated record
CUACCCCGACCCCUAGCACAAAAGUCUAAACUGUGCGUUUUGUUGGUUGGGUGCGUUAGGGGUUUCUUAUUUUUUAUCCCAAUCACUUCCGUCAGUGGUUCCUGCCCAUAACCUUUUCGGGUGAUUGUUCUUCUUCGCUCACCCACGCACGCGUUACGCUGAAGGCAUGAAUGCGUUCAAGGCAUAUAAGGCCUGUGUGCCAAUUGCUUGGAGCCCCAAUAUCUAUAUAACUCUAGUUAGGGGUAUUCCGGGGACCAGGAGGCUCCAUAGGCGCACUUUGGAAGCACUUCGCUUGCGCAAAUGCAAUCGAACUGUCAUGCGAUGGAACACACCUACAGUUAGGGGAAUGCUCCAACAGGUCAAGAGGUUAGUUGUUAUCGAGACAGAGGAAAUGUACAAGGCACGCAAGCAGAAGGAGGAAGCACACAGAGCUCUACGGCCUCCGUUGGUCAUAAGCCACAAGCCUCCCUCGGUUACUGAUGCUUUAUAAAGUCUUCUGCGUUCUUAAAGAUAUUAUCUUCUUGCUACUAAAACUAUCUAAUGCCAUUGUUUAAAGCUUUGGUCUCAAAUGGACUAGAUUUUGCUUUCAAGAUCAUGUCAUAGUUUGAUUCUAUGAUUCUGUAGUGUUUUCUACUGAUAACAUUAGUCAAAUUCAGGCCUCUGCUCAUGAAACCUGGCUAGUAGCAAGUGUUCAUUUAUUUAUAUUCUUUAGUUUGGGAAUAUUUAUAAUUUAUUCCAUAAUUGCCUUUUCUCUUUUGGAAACAA